This is a messenger RNA of Cetraspora pellucida, 367 nucleotides long. NCBI's taxonomy places the organism in Eukaryota, Fungi, Glomeromycota, Glomeromycetes, Diversisporales, Gigasporaceae. The record is from the annotation of a GenBank genome assembly.
UUGUCCUAAAGUUGCUUAUAUUGAAAGCGAUGUUGGACAAUCAAAAUUUAUCCCAUCCGGACCCGUAUCUCUCAACAUAUUGAACUCACCUAUUUUUGACCUUAUUACAUUGGUAGCAAUACGAUCCCGAUUAUUAUUUGUAAUCGUUUAUCGUCGUGAUAUCGCCUGUGGUCCAGACCUUGGCAUACAUGUGGACGAAGAGGUCAACACAUUUAUUACAAUUCUAUUCAUCAAUUCAUUCGUAUCAAAAUCUCCAACAUUUCCCACUUCUGUCAUAUCCCCACCAAAUGAAGAUCCACCUAAAAUUGCAUUGUAUUCUAGAGUAGACGAAAGUUUUGAAAUAGGUGAUGAAUCAGAAGCAUCGUAA